AUGUAUAAAGUGAUAAUAAGGAGUUAUUGGUUAUCGCUGGUAAUUUUAUCUUUACCAGCUGCGUUAACGAAUGUCAUUUGGUUGGAUAUAGAUAAUCACGAUGGUAUCAUCAAAAGUGCUCAGGUUGUGUUUGUUGCGUUUUGUGCUGAUUGGUGCCCAUUUAGUCGUCGACUUAAACCAAUUUUUGAAGAAGCUGCUGCUGUUUUUGCACAAGAAAACCCUACAGCAAAUGUCAUCUGGGCUCUUGUAGAUAGUGUCGAACAAGCGAAAAUUGCUGAUAAAUAUUCUGUCAAUAAAUAUCCAACGAUGAAGGUUUUUAUUAAUGGAGAAUUAGCAAACAAAGAGUACAGAUCUACGCGCUCAGUUGAAGCGCUUACAGCGUUUGUUAAACAACAACUCUCAUCCAGUAUACAAGAUUUUGCUGGUGAGAAAGACCUAGAACGGCAAAUGGACAAAUCCAAGAGAAAUGUGGUUGCUUAUUUUGCAGACAAAAAUAGCAAUGAAUAUCGAAGUUUCCAGAAGGUUGCUACUAUUUUACGCGAGGAUUGUACAUUUUGGGUUAGCAAUGAUGAAAACUUGAAAGCUGUGAAUGAAACUAUGAUGCAUUUUCGAGAUCCGGAUACUGAAGAUGAACAAAAGUUCACGGGCAAUUUUACGGACUACAAUUAUGUAAAGCAAUGGCUUACAGAUAAGUGUAUACCACUCGUGCGAGAGGUCACAUUUGAAAAUGUUGAAGAGCUGACGGAAGAAGGUCUACCAUUCUUGCUUUUCUUCCGAAAUCCUGGAGACAAAAAAGGCGACAAAAAGUUCACUGAAUUGGUAGUGCGUGAACUUUAUGAUCAAAAAAAUGCAGUCAAUGCUUUGCUGGCAGAUGGUCAUAAAUUUGCUCAUCCGUUAAAACAUUUAGGAAAAACUGAAGAUGAUUUGCCGGUUUUAGCUAUUGAUUCCUUUCAACAUAUGUUUUUGUUUGAUAAUAUGGAUGAAUUGUACGUUCCUGGGAAGCUUCGCCAAUUUGUUCUCGACUUGCAUUCUGGAAAAUUGCACAAAGAGUUUCAUGAAAAAAUGGAUCAGGAAAUGAUAGAUUUGCAGAAACUGGAAUUGAAAAAACUUGAAAAAUUUGCUGAAAAUGAAGCAAAACCAUCGACGGCAGUAUCAUUUGCAACGCCUCCUCCUUCUAUUUUUAAGGAGUUGAAACCCUCAGAAAAUCGUUAUUCUUUACUAAGAAAAACUGAACUAUAG
This is a messenger RNA of Brugia malayi, 1239 nucleotides long. RefSeq lists its product as uncharacterized. The coding region runs from base 1 to 1239 and encodes 412 amino acids. The record is from RefSeq and is a predicted model, not a curated record. The transcript is spliced from 8 exons. NCBI's taxonomy places the organism in Eukaryota, Metazoa, Nematoda, Chromadorea, Rhabditida, Onchocercidae.